Molecule: messenger RNA, 372 nt
Organism: Spirometra erinaceieuropaei
Lineage: Eukaryota; Metazoa; Platyhelminthes; Cestoda; Diphyllobothriidea; Diphyllobothriidae
Source: the annotation of a GenBank genome assembly
AUGCCCGACAACCGUCUCCUCCGUGUUGAUGACCAGGCCGAAUUUGUCGCAAGCGACAGCGAAGAGAUCCAUGCUCCUUUGUAUCUAUCCAUCGGAGGUGGUGUUGAGGGUGAAGUCGUCCGCGAAGAGAACUUCGUGGACGGUGGUUAUGAAUACGCGCGAUUGGAAGUGCAUCCGCCGUUGAUUGAUAAGGUGACCGUUCGUCCUGUAGGCGAAGCGGAUCCGAGACGUUCUUCACGAGAGGCGUCCAUCAGCAUGGCGGAUAACAUAAGACUGAAGAGGGUGAGCGUUAGGACACGGCCCUGUUUCACUCCGAUGGUCACUGCGAAUGCCUCUGAGACAGCUCCGUUGCCCAUGCCAUCGUGGAAAUGA